Octopus sinensis (East Asian common octopus) is the source of this 873-nucleotide messenger RNA. RefSeq names its product probable G-protein coupled receptor Mth-like 3. Gene Ontology annotation, biological process: G protein-coupled receptor signaling pathway; cell surface receptor signaling pathway. Bases 1 to 873 code for a protein of 290 amino acids. Gene Ontology annotation, molecular function: G protein-coupled receptor activity. Gene Ontology annotation, cellular component: membrane. The record is from RefSeq and is a predicted model, not a curated record. The transcript has a single exon. Lineage: Eukaryota; Metazoa; Mollusca; Cephalopoda; Octopoda; Octopodidae.
AUGACAACAAAAUUGAAUGAAUCUGAGUAUUACGUCACUAAUGAUGGUCUUCUCUACUUAAAUAAUACCCAUCGUUUGCUGAACCAAUCAGAAUUCAUUCGUGAUUCUCAAGGUAUAAUAAGUAUUUGUGUAAACAAUGGUACAAAUGAUAUAUCAAACAUCAAUGGUAUAUCAAAGUAUUCCGUAGCUGAGAGCUAUAUCACAUUAGUGGGACUCGUAAUCUCUAUUCCGGCUCAGAUAAUCACUAUUAUAGUCUAUCUCUGUAUACCUGAUCUCCGUACCUUACCAGGUAAAUUACUCAUUAGUCUUUUGUCAGCACUGUUUGUAGCUGAGCUUCUGUUUCUUAUCUCAUCACAAAUCACUACAUCUCUAGUGAUGUGUAAAUAUUUAGCUAUAGUGAUGCAUUAUUCCCUUCUAGCGACUAUCUUCUGGAUGAAUGUCAUGUCUUUUGAUGCCUGGCACACUUUCUCAGGACUCACACAAAUUCGAAGUAAAGGAAAACAUACCAAGAGAUUUGUAUUAUAUUCCUUGUAUGCUUGGAUCUGUCCACUUGUAAUAGUAACAGUAUCACUGAUAUUUGAGUAUAUUCCUGGAAAUCACGGACUUUAUCCAGAAUAUGGAAAUAGUAUUUGCUGGAUAACAAAUGGAAAAAAUCUACUAUGGUUUUUUGCAAUCCCCGUAAUGAUUAUUUUAUGUCUUAAUUUCGUAGCAUUUACCCUCACCGCUAGAGGACUCUACUUGGCACGCAAACUUUCUUCGAAAUAUUUACGAAAACAUAAUGAAAUGGAGUUCAUCAUUUGUGUAAAACUAUUCUUUAUCAUGGGAUUAACGUGGACAUUCGCAUUUCUGUAUACGUUUACAAGAAUUGAAUAA